UGCUGAAACCACAGACGGGUGUAAAGUCCAUCGACAGCAGCGGGUCGACUGCAAACCACAUCGUCUCUUGUUUUUACAGCGACUCUUGUUUUCAAACUAUUCAAUCUAAUAAUGGAGAUUCCAGUAUUCAGUGUAGAUGCCUUCACUAAUUUACCGUUCAAGGGAAAUCCUGCUGCAAUUUGUCCACUUAUGCAUGAACUGAGAGAUGACUUGUAUCAGAGGAUAGCAGCAGAGAUGAACUUGUCAGAAACAGCUUUCAUCUCCAGGAUCAACCCCUCUGACAGUUUCACCACAGGAUCAAGGUUCCGACUUCGAUGGUUUACACCAACCACUGAAGUGAAUCUGUGUGGUCAUGCUACUCUGGCCGCGGCAGCAGUGCUCUUCAAACAUAAGGAGAACGUGAAUCCCAAACUGGUGUUUGAGACGAGGAGUGGAGAUCUGGCUGUCACCAAGCAGGGGGAAGGGUACAUCAUGGACUUUCCUCUCAACCCCCCCACCCAGGAGGAUGCCAAAGAGUUCAGAGACAUCAUCAAGGUUGCAGUUGGAAACCACCCAAUUCAGGAUGUUUAUCUGAGCUCCAACACUAAGAAACUGAUGCUUCGACUGUCUGACAGCUGUGACAGGUCCGUGCUAACCAGUCUGAAAAUAGACCCUGUUGCUCUUCAGAGCAGUGAGACGAGUGGAAGAGUCAAAGGACUAAUCAUCACCAUGAAAGGAUCCCCAGACUGCCAGCCAGGAUACGACUUCUACUCCAGAUACUUUGCUCCAUGGAACGGCAUCCCGGAGGAUCCUGUCACUGGUUCUGCACACACUGUGCUUGGUAGCUACUGGUCUAAGAAACUAGGAAAGAAGAAAAUGCUGGCUUUCCAGUGCUCCAGUCGAGGCGGGGAGAUGGAAUUAGAAGUGAGAGACGACGGAAGAAUCAACAUAGCUGGACAGACCGUCACUGUGCUGCAGGGGGCAAUCACACUAUAGCCACAGACACAACCAAGUUAAGAGGGUCGGGGAUGACGGGACGCAGACUCAGGCUUUGUACCAUUUCAUUAA
Molecule: messenger RNA, 1047 nt
Organism: Cottoperca gobio
Lineage: Eukaryota; Metazoa; Chordata; Actinopteri; Perciformes; Bovichtidae
Product: phenazine biosynthesis-like domain-containing protein 1
Exons: 10
Coding region: 112-975 (287 amino acids)
Biological process (GO): biosynthetic process
Cellular component (GO): cytoplasm
Molecular function (GO): isomerase activity
Source: RefSeq, a predicted model, not a curated record